AUGUCCCAAAGCAAGGCUGGUCGGAGGAGAAGGUCAAGCAGUAUCAUCUACCAGGAGCCUGCGGAGUCCAUUGAACACACCAGUGAUCAGGCGGCCUUGCCCAAUCUGAAUGCGAACUGGGUGAAUGCCAAGGGUGCCUGGACAAUCCAUUUCGUCCUCAUCGUUGCCCUCAAGAUCUUCUACGAUAUCAUCCCCGGAGUCUCGCAGGAAACCUCAUGGACCCUCACCAACAUCAGUUACAUGUUCGGCUCGUUCCUCAUGUUUCACUGGGUGCGGGGCAUCCCUUUCGAGUUCAACGCGGGUGCCUACGAUAAUCUGAACAUGUGGGAGCAAAUCGACAACGGAGACCAAUAUACCCCGACGAAGAAAUUCCUCCUCUGCGUGCCCAUCUGCCUCUUCCUCCUCAGCACGCAUUAUACCCACUACGACUUGACGUACUUCACCAUCAACUUCCUCGCCACGUUGGCCGUGGUCAUCCCGAAACUUCCAUUUUCGCACCGAUUGCGAAUAGGGCUUUUCUCCGGCGAACCCGAGGAAUAG
Aspergillus melleus is the source of this 540-nucleotide messenger RNA. RefSeq names its product ORMDL family protein (gene ORM1). Gene Ontology annotation, cellular component: endoplasmic reticulum membrane. The coding region runs from base 1 to 540 and encodes 179 amino acids. The transcript is spliced from 3 exons. The record is from RefSeq and is a predicted model, not a curated record. Gene Ontology annotation, biological process: negative regulation of ceramide biosynthetic process; intracellular sphingolipid homeostasis; ceramide metabolic process. Lineage: Eukaryota; Fungi; Ascomycota; Eurotiomycetes; Eurotiales; Aspergillaceae.